AUGCCAGCCAACGAAGCUCUUACAACACCGUCACCUCCGACAUCUCCUUGCGAUGGAACUGAUUCCAGUGUUAGCACCACACCUGAAUUGAACCAGACCAUUCCAAAGUCCAAUCCUGAAGACGGACGCGAAACGAAAUGCAGUGUAUUGAACCAUGAUGCGAUUCUUUCACAGAUAUUACCGAGCACCAACGAGUUCGAGACAAAGUAUACCCAUGUUUUCCAUUGGAAUAUUACCGACUGGAGAAGCCUUGAGCCCAAGAGCCAUAGUCCUGUAUUUCAUGCAGGUGAAUUCCCCUGGAGAAUCUUAUUGUUUCCAAAGGGCAACAGCCAACACGACUUUACGUCUGUCUAUCUAGAGGUAGCAGAUCCAGCAGCAAAUAAUCUUACUCCAGGGUGGCAUGUGUGUGCCCAGUUCUCACUCAUAAUCUCCAACCCAAACGAUCCUACAGUCUAUUAUCACAGCAAUGCAAACCAUAGGUUUUCAGCUGAAGAAGUCGAUUGGGGAUUCACUCGUUUUUAUGACAUCAAAUUCCUGGCAAAAGCCUUAAACGGGAAAGGGCCUUUUGUUGUAAAUAACCAAACCACAAUUACGGUUCUCUUACGUAUAGUCAAUGACCCAACAGGUGUCUUGUGGCAUAGUUUUGUAAAUUAUGAUUCUCGAAAGGAAACAGGUUAUGUUGGUAUCAAGAAUCAAGGCGCGACAUGUUACAUGAACUCUCUCUUGCAGUCCUUGUACUGUACUAAUGCAUUCCGCAAAGCGGUAUAUCAAAUCCCUACCGAAAAUGAAGAACCUACCAAGAGUGUUGCUCUGGCAUUGCAAAGAUGUUUUUACAACCUCCAAAAUUCAAACACGCCAAUCGGUACAACUGAGCUCACAAAGUCAUUUGGGUGGGAUUCACUGGAGGCUUUUAUGCAGCACGAUGUACAGGAGUUCAAUCGAGUUCUUCAAAACAAUAUGGAAAUCAAGAUGAAGGGUACUCCUGCAGAUGGUGCGAUAUCUAAUCUAUUUGUUGGGAAAAUGAAAAGCUACAUCAAGUGUAUCAAUGUUGACUAUGAAUCGUCUAGAGUGGAAGAUUAUUAUGAUAUACAGUUGAAUGUCAAGGGGUGCAAGACACUCCAUGAUUCAUUCAAGGAUUACGUUACAGUCGAGACUUUAGAAGGAGAGAACAAAUACAUGGCUGAAGGACAUGGUCUUCAAGAUGCACAUAAGGGUGUGGUUUUUGAGAGUUUUCCGCCUGUACUACAUCUCCAACUCAAACGAUUCGAGUAUGAUUUUAUGAGAGAUACUAUGGUCAAGAUCAAUGACAGACACGAGUUUCCAGAAGAAAUCAACUUGGAUGAGUUUUGCUCUAUUAGUAACCCUGACGAACCAUUUGACUAUGUACUUCAUGGUGUACUGGUUCACAGUGGUGAUCUUCACGCAGGUCAUUAUUUUGCUCUGAUAAAGCCAGAAAAGGAUGGAAAAUGGCUAAAGUUUGAUGAUGAUCGUGUCAUUCCUGUAACCAAAAAAGAAGUAUUUGACGAGAAUUUCGGUGAAGAAGCUCCCAAAGAAAUCGAGACACUACAUUAUCCUAGUACACCUAUGCGAGUAAACAGCACAAAAUUAAUCAAGCGAUUUACAAACGCCUACAUGCUUGUAUAUAUUCGAAAGAACAAACUUGACGAAAUAUUGGCUCCUGUAUUAGAAGACGACAUACCACGUCAUCUUAAGAGGCGUCUAAGUGAAGAGCAAGCUGCUCUGGAAAAACGUAAAAAGGAUAGAGAAGAUAUGCUUCUCUUCACAAAAGUAGCCGUCGUAACGGACUCAACUUUUCUAACAAGACAAGAGUUUGACUUGGCUGCAUUUGAUGACAGAGUUUUCAAGACAGUUGGUGGGGUAGAAGUGUUCAAAGUACCAAAGAACGAAAAGAUUUUGACCUUUAAGCAACAAUUGGCCGAGCAUUUCAAACUUGAUUUGGAUAAAAUCAGACUUUGGUCAAUUCUCUUCCGAUCCAAUAAAACUGUCAGAGUAGAUCAGGCAUUAAGUUCAACAGAGGAAAGGAUGACCAUUGAAAAGUUACGAGAAACCACCUGUUUCAAUAAACAAAUGGGUGGAUUUGCAAAGAUUUAUUUAGAGACUACUGAUCAGCACUACCCCAAACUCCCAACCAUAAAGGCAGACACUUCUAUUGUCUUUAUAAAGUAUUUUGACAUCUGGGAACAGAAAAUGCGUGGUCUGGGCCAUAUUUUUGUAAAGGCAGAUGAAAAAGUAGGGGAGAUAAUUCCAUCUUUAAUUGAACGUGCAGGACUACCCAAAGAGUCUGCUAUUACAUUAUAUGAGGAAAUCAAACCAACAAUGGUCGAAUAUAUAGCUGUAAAACAGACAUUUAAACAAGCAGAGAUCCAACACGGAGAUAUCAUAUGCUUCCAGAUGACUGUCAGCGAUACAGAGGCCAAGAAUAUACAGGCACGUGGAGAAUGUGCCACGGUGCGUGAAUACUUCUCAAAGAUCUAUCAUCGAACUAUGGUUCAAUUCAAGCCGAAAGUGGACAAGCGUGGCCAGGAGGUCAAUUUGAUUAUGGAUCGUCGGUCUACUUAUACCUAUGUGACCCGUGAAUUGGCAAAGGCAAUUUCUGCAGAUGCAUCAAGAAUCCGGUUCACGACUGCCAGCCAAGGCACAGGCUUACCAAAGGACGUCUUGCCGUAUUCUCCACAGCUCUCUUUGGAAGCCAUAGCGCCAAUGAUGUUGAGUGCGACUGAAUAUGCUCACAGUGUCAGUCUAGAGUCGCUUCCGGUCCCUACAGUAUACUAUGAGAUCCUUGAUGUCAGUGUAGCCGACAUGGAAACCAAGAAGUCGGUCAAUAUUGUCUUGCUAGGUCCUACCUUGCGCGACGAGUCCCCGAUCACUGUUCUUGUGCCUCGAAACAGUACCAUAAAAAGCCUUUCAGAAGCCAUGUACCAGAAAAGUAAGACAGAGAAAAAGGACGUCGGAAAUCUUCGUGUGUAUGAGGCCGUGGAUGGUGCGAUUACAAAAGAGUUUUCUAUGGACCAGCCUGUGGGUGAAAUCACAGAAAAGGGUUCUGUAUUGUAUGCAGAGCAAAUUCCAGAAGAUGAGCGUACUAUGGAUAUGGACAGUGAUCGAUUAAUUCAAGUAGUUCAUUAUCACAAGUCCCCGACCGCUCUUCACGGUGUUCCAUUUAGAUUCGUUGGCGAGUUGUUUUCAGAUACAAAGAAACGGCUGCAAAAGCGUAUUGGCAUGAGUGAUAAAGAAUGGCAAAAGGUCAAGGUCACGCUCAUCAGGGACCUCAAGACGCCAGGCUAUACCAUGGAGAAUAUCGAUAAAGAUGAUAUUGUGUUACGAACAUCAAAGUUUGGAGACGAGGAUGCCUUAGGACUUGACCAUAUUGACAAGUCAUCAAAAUCAAGUCGCUUUGGUGUUCCAUUCGAGCGUGGUAUCUUUAUUCGUGGAUAA
Messenger RNA from Phycomyces blakesleeanus NRRL 1555(-), 3453 nucleotides. RefSeq lists its product as hypothetical. Gene Ontology annotation, biological process: regulation of protein stability; protein deubiquitination. Gene Ontology annotation, molecular function: cysteine-type endopeptidase activity; protein binding; cysteine-type deubiquitinase activity. The transcript is spliced from 20 exons. NCBI's taxonomy places the organism in Eukaryota, Fungi, Mucoromycota, Mucoromycetes, Mucorales, Phycomycetaceae. The record is from RefSeq and is a predicted model, not a curated record. Bases 1 to 3453 code for a protein of 1150 amino acids. Gene Ontology annotation, cellular component: nucleus; cytosol.